CCGAAAUAUAUUGGGGGGAAUACUUUCCCUUUGGAGAAGCUGUUUUAAAAUGAAUGAUUUUAUCUAGUUAGCUUAAAAUAUUAAACGAAUUACUGUUAAAAUUAAUUAACGUACUGGGUGGUUCAUUAGUGGUGGAGCGCAUCGGUUCAUUUACGAACGGUGGAACGCGCGUUCUCAGGAGAGGAAGAAAAGGCAAUGAGCCACGUGGAGAAGACGAAAAAGGUGUAGUACACGAUCGGGAAAGAGGACGACGAACGAGAACGAGUGCGGUGGAGGUAAGUCGGUAUAAAAGGGUCGUGGCGAGCCGUCUCGUCUGUUUUAACACUCUGAUCGGUUAGCUUGGUGGAUCAGACGCGUGGAUCGAACGGUCCGAUCAUCCUAGACACGGGUCACCCGGUGCUCCCUGAUACGAAACAGGACAUUCGUCGAAAGAAAGAAAGAAACGAAUUGAGAGGUGAGUCGAAGGGACGUUGACUCCGUGAUACCCUGUUCGAUCGUGGCAACCCCUUAAUUCCUGGAUAUCGAUUCGUGAAUUGGUGAACAACCGGAAGUUCCUCUUCAAGGAAACGAUGUUCUCUACGAAAAAAAAGUUUCGUACCGAUUAAUCAGUGACAUUGUGUACAACGAUAGUGGACUAGCUGCUCGUGUGUCGACACCUUGACAUUCAAUUGUGACCGAUCGAUCGAUACUUCGAAUUCAAUUCGAAUAGCGAUAUCGUCGUUUGUGAAGUCUGAAUGAAUCUAAUAAUAAAAACGAAAAAUUUCUUUAUUUCUUUUUCUUUUUUUUUUUGUAGAACAAUGAAGUUUGCGAUAGCAUUGGCGGUGCUCUGCUGCCUGACAAUCGGGGCGUUCGCACUACCAACGGCCAAGAUAUCCGAAGAGAAAACGUUGAACCGUAACGUGGUUGGAACGCAAAGGCAAGCGGUCCAACCACCUGCGGUCAGCGAAGACGAGGACGACGACGACGACGACGACGACGUGGAUUUCGAUAUCACGGGUGACGACGACGACGACGACGACGAGGAGGAAGAUGACGACGACGACGACGAUUCUGAUUACCUGGAACGUUUCAUCGAGGAUAUAUUAGGCGAAGAGGACGACGACGACGACGACGAGGAAACGAGCGCCGUAGUACCCGUUGCCCCAGCAUCGCAACCAGCCGUCCAACAAAUUCCGGCCGCUGUCGAAGCUGAUUUAAAUGCCGCGGCUCAAGAAACGGAACAGGCGGCGGAAGUUGCGGCCGAGGCAACGGGGGCGGAUAACGAAUCGACCGGUGCCGAGGACGAAGAGGGUAACACGAUCGCCGAGGGUCAGGCGGCCUCCAACGUACACGAGUCGACUUUGGAAGUUGCGGAAUCGGUGUCGAAUCCUGUCCACGUUCCCGCCGUGUCCACCAACGUGGCCGACACGGAGGAUGAUGAUGACGACGAUGACGACGACGACGACGAAGACGUCGAUCUCGUUUACACCGAGGAGGAGGACGAGGACGAGGACGAAGACGAGGACGACGAGGAUGACGACGAUGUCGACAGCAUCACUGACAUCGCUGGCGCCAGACAAGCACGUGGCAUGCGAUCGGAUUCGAGCAGCGACGUAUCAGCGAUCUACGUGGCAAAAUACAAUCGUUUCGUCGAUAACAUCUUGGAAAGGAUAAAUAAAAUCUUGCGCAACAAUUACGAUCCGGUGACGGUGAAACUGACCAAUCCAAAUACUAGAUCAAAGACGAACAAACAAAAGAGCAAAGGGAAAUUGAAGAAGAACAGCAAUAAGAGCGGGACAAAGAAAAGCGGUGUCGAUAAAGUAACGAUUACUACCGAGAAGAUCGCUAUGGAUCUUCUUGAAAAUACACAGAAAACUUUGGAGAAUACCGAAAACAUCACUGCAUCUUUGAACGCGAUCGAAAAGGAGUCACUCGCAACUACCUCGUCCGAUAUUGGGAACAGAUCUAUAAUGGAAUCCGCUACAAAAUCUACAAAUCGACGCACGUCUGGUACAGGCAGUAAAAAAACGAACAAAAAUCGAGGUACAACAAAAAACAAAACGAAGAAUCAAGUAACAAAUAACAAAAAUAAGGCGAAGAAAGCUAAGCCAAAAGCACGGGCAACCCUUUACGGACUCGCGAGCCUUCAAAGAUCGGGUGAUGUAUCGGUGAACAUGAUGAGCGAUCACACCAUGAUAAAGACAAGAUUCACGCUGGGUCCUCUUAUAUUAAAAGUUGAAAAGGAAUUUGGUAGAACGGCGAAGAAAGAACUGAGAAGCGCGACUGCAACCACCGCUGAGAUGUCUGGAAAAUUGAGUCUUCGAGUUCUUCACGGUGGCGUUGCUACCCUCAAUUCUAUUCGAGUUCUGCAACCAAAACAAGUGCGAGUGGAAAGCACGGACGAUCACGACAGAACACGUGAAUUUGUAUGGAAAAGAUCUUCCCACAUCGCUCAUUUGGUUUCAGAGAAAUUAUCGUUAGCUACAAAAUCAAUGCUCCGACCUCCACCUGUUACAAUUACUUCCGCAUAA
Molecule: messenger RNA, 2510 nt
Organism: Osmia bicornis bicornis
Lineage: Eukaryota; Metazoa; Arthropoda; Insecta; Hymenoptera; Megachilidae
Product: FK506-binding protein 4-like
Exons: 6
Coding region: 735-2510 (591 amino acids)
Source: RefSeq, a predicted model, not a curated record